Molecule: messenger RNA, 3042 nt
Organism: Trichobilharzia regenti
Lineage: Eukaryota; Metazoa; Platyhelminthes; Trematoda; Strigeidida; Schistosomatidae
Source: the annotation of a GenBank genome assembly
CCAGAUUCUCAUAGAUUCACUGGAAUGACAACAGCCAUUGCCUGCAGUAUAUUUACAACCUUAAUUCUGAAACAGCUCGCAAAAAAAAACCUCAACGCACUAUAAUGCAAAUAAUAGUCUUUCUAUGCGAACUCUCUUAAAAAGGAUUACUUCCUCAUUGAUAAUUCCCCAGCUAGCAUUUUUUUCGGGCGCAUUGCAGACUUUUUGGGGCAAACUUUGGGCAAAUUGCAGACUUUUUGGGGCAAACUUAGGGCACAUUGCAGAUUCCGAUGAACACUUAGGGCGCAUUGCAGACUUUUCGGAACAACCUGAUGAACGGUUAUUGGCUACAAAACAACCAAUGGGAGUAACCCUGAUGUACUUCCUCAACCAAUGACAGUUAACUUUUUAAAACUGCGUUACAAUGAAUCUGAAUUAGUGAUUAGUAAUACAUAAUUUAAAAUAAUAAACUCUUUUUAUAUAAACAAUCAAUUAAAUGUACUUUCACUAUCUGAAUACAUCACAAAAGGCUCCUACCUGAGAAAUGUUUUACUGCACUGAAAUCCUUCGAAGCGGCGGAAUCCACCAUUUUCAUUUCCUUUGUUGUGAGUUGGCGUGUUUGUCACCCUUCUUUUUAACGAAGUUUUCCAAGUAAUUAAUUGCGUAGUGAGACGUUUUAUAUUGCGACUUUAACAGUAGCGGCCAUUUUUAUUAUUAGGCAUAGCGUAUUAGUUGUGUAGACUGCAGGAAUCCGUUUUUUAACCGUUUUUCCAAUUUCUUCCAGGUAACAUGAGCUCUCACAUUUCCCCGUCAAGUAUCAAUAAUACGCCAAAUGACAGCAGACCACCAGCUAAUGUCGAACCAUACCGCCGGAAGAAUUCUAGACUACGUAAGUUUAUUAAUCAAUCUUCUUUAACGAUGCAGCGGUAGUCAAUUUUGACUUAAGACGAUAUAGGUCAACAUACUACCGGCGUCUAAAAAAGUACAAUCUGGAUUGGAAGAAGCGUGUAGAAGAAUCAUAUGCGAAAAUUCUUGCAAGUGAACCCCAACCUGAAACAAUAGCAGGAAACAUGGUUACUCCCCAACAAAUUAUCGUUCCAGUUGAUGUUCCUCGUAAUAGCAUGUCACCUACACCGUCAUUUGAUGACCAUUUACCGAAUGAACAACUGUCUGCAACAGAGGAAGUUGACCAAACUGAGUGCACUCCAGUGGAUUCUGUUCGCAACGUCGUCUACAGAUGCAAGCUGAAUAUGACUACUACUCGUAUUUUGCUGGAAGAAUUAAGACCACAUCAUCCUGAACUGCCGACUGACCCUCGGAUAUUGAUGAGGACUAAAGACUUUUUUGAAAGGAGAGCAGUUGGUUCUGGAAUAUAUGUUCACAUUGGUCUUCGUCGUCAGAUUUUAUCUCGGUUACAAAUUGUCAAAUGUAAACUCUCUGUGCCAAUUGCUCUUCAGCUGAACAUUGAUGGUGCCCCAAUUUUCAACAACUCCAAAUUACAGAUGUGGCCAAUACAAGGAAAGUUACUUUUUUCGGGCUGUGACAAGGUAUUCUUGGUAGGAGUCUACUGUGGUUCGUGUAAACCUUUAAGUAUACACAGUUUUUUGAGGGACACUAUCAUCGAAUUAGAAAACAUUUGUGCCAAUGGUGUUACAUUACACAACAAUCAUCGCAUGGACAUUGUACUUAAGGCCGUCAUCUGUGAUACACCAGCAAGAGCACUAGUUAAGCAAAUAAGUGGUCACAAUUCAACACAAGGAUGCGAUAAAUGUGAGGCUUUAUGCUGUCGUGCUAAUCGUCGCAUGGUUUUUCCUACUACAUGUGCUGCUUUAAGAACAGACAUGUCUUUUCGCAACCAAACUUUGCCAUGUCACCAUAAAGGUAAAUCUCCUUUCGAGAGAUUGCAUGUAGACAUGAUCACAACUUUCCCUAUAGAUAGCAUGCAUCUCAUAUACUUAGGUGUAGUUCGAAAGUUGAUUGAAUAUUGUAUAUUAUAGCUCGGACGAUCGUCCGAGCUAUAAUAUACAAUUUUACGCUCUACUAAGAACAAAAUACAGCAAAAUACUGCCAUCCGGCUACAGAAGUCUAAAAAUAGUCAAAUAUAAUCUAUUUCCAAAAAAAUAGGUGAUUAUAACGUCUGUUGACGUGAGCGCGGUAACCGAUGGCAUUGCGCGAUAACACCUGGUGUCGGCCUAUAUCCUCACACAUUGUUAAGGCAAUGGAUAAAGGCACACACGACCUUAUGGAGAGGCUGAGCACUUCAAGGUCACAUAUGCAUACUGUGAUUGGUAGAUUUUACUUUGCGUAAACGCUGCGGCUAAUACGUAGCUCACGUUACUAAGGCGGACUUUGAAAGGAUAGUAAUAAAAGUCGCAUAAAGAUUACACUUUUUCAGCUUAAGGACACAAGUUAACGCAUGUAUUGAUUUUACAGAUGUGAUAUACAUGUGGACCCACUAAAAAAGAGAAUAUUAUUGGGUAACUUAAUCAAAGAAGUAUAAAGUUUGAAGAUUUAGUCUUUUUCAGUUGAUUGUAACGGACAGAGAGGAGAGGCAUUUGUGUAACAUUUGCAUUUCGCAGAAAACAAACUGUGAAAGAUAAACUGGAAGUUCUAGGAUUCUUAAAGUUUAUUAUGGGAUAUAUGGACUGUUCAUACCGAUUCUACUAUUGUUCCCUCCCUUGUUCACAUAUUCAUUGUUGCUAAGAUUAGGGAUUGUUCACCUGAAGUAAGAUUAAUUCAUCUGAUAUGUAUAUAUCCUUAGAUAUUUCUCAGUGUGGCCGGAGGUGGUCAAAGGAAUACAAUCUCAAUCUUUGCAUGGAAAGGUCAUAACCAGUUUCUUCUGAAGGAUCAGGUGGUGCUGAAAGCUGUAAAGACUGGUCCAGUGUCACAAUCAUCUAAGGGAAACUGAUCCACAUAUUGUGGAUAAAACGAUUAGUGGACUUUAAUUUGACAAUCAUGUACCCAUAAAGAAUCUACAACUGUGAUUUUUUUCCACCCUUUUUAAUAUGAAUAUGUACUGUUUAACUGUUUUUAUUUUGUAAAUAUAUGCAUUUAUGUUGACUA